CCGGUAAACAAGUCAAGUAGUCCUCAUUUACAGCCGAUAUCUGACAUCGACCAGCUCAGCUGCUAGCAAAACGCAAACCGAGCUGAACUUUUCACAACGUAACCAUCGACUGACAGGAAAUAUGAGCAGAGAGUGCAUGUUUUGAUAGCGUGGCGACAAACUUACCUGUCUGCUGCGGCGGUGAUGGAGGAGCUCAUCGAGGAGCUCUCGCCCCUGCGGAUCACACCGACUGUCCGAGCUCUCAGCUCCGCGCUACGAGGCAAGCGUGAAAAUGUCCAGGACUCCAGACGAGGGGAAGGCGACAGAGGAUUCCCAGAACCGGAGAAGCUUUGGUUCAAGGAGAGCAGCGCGAAAAACCUACGAAACAGAGACUUCUUGUCACCGAGCACGAUGCUAAACACGCUGUUCGCUGACGGACAGGUUCCUCCAACAGUGAUGUCCAGAGUCCUGUCUCUUCGUGGCAGUGGGGUGCUCCCUGUGGCUGGUGGGGAGGUGAUGGGUGAAGGAUUGAGGCUGCGGGUGGACCGGGCUGCAACGUUCAGGGCAGUCCUGGCAGGUGGAACCACAGACUAUCUAAAGCCCUCGGGUCAGAGGGAGGGCUAUGUGCUGCUCAACUGUCCUGCACUGCAUCCUAGACCUAACACCCCCACAUCUGAUACACUGAACCUGGGCCAGCUAAGAACUGUUCUGCUGGUUGACCACAUGGGGGCACUACUGAGAAGACAGGGAUUUGAAGUUUUGUUUUGCCCGACGCUUCCUGAAGAUAGCGAUGUUGUCUCCUUCCUCCGAGCGCUGGGAAUCGAUUGGCCAACAGCUCCAGCCGAGUGGUCCAAUGAGGAACGGGAGGAGAAGCUCCUCAAGGUGCUGGAGAACUCACCUUACAGAGAAAGAGAAACAGAGAGAGGCAGGAGGACCAGCGGUGGAGGAGGGAGGAAAGCAGAGGGAGAGGAGGAGAAGGAGGAGCGCGAGGGGGUGCUCAGAAUUAACUUGAAGCAGGUUUUUCAGGAGAAGGGGCUACUGGGAUAUGACCCCACCCUGGGCUCUUGCACAGUUCACAGAGACAGCGUUUCCCACCUGGCGCAGCUUGAUCUGGCCACAGCUGACUGCACAGUAGCCAUGGUAACAACAAUACAUGUGACUUCUUGUCAGGAUGAGUUUCGCCAGCAGCAGAUAGCAAUGCUUUGGAGAGCCAGUGGAGCGACACACACUCAGAGACAUCUUGUGUGUGGACCUGUGAAGACUCCUGGUUGUCACCUCACUGCUGCACAGUACCUGCAGCUGAGAGAAAGUCAGAUGAAGGAAGCCUCAGAGAUGAAAUAUGGAGAUAAAGUAAAAGGUCAGACGUGGGAUGACAUCAUCAAGGUGAUGACCUCUGCCACGGUCAGAUUUGAGCUGCUAUCAACAGUUCACACAAGUCCUGUGACGCUGGACCUACAGAGAGAAGGCAGCGUGUCAACCAAAGGGCCGCGAGGAGGAGUGUUUGUGAUGUAUAACUGCGCCAGACUGCACACUCUGUUCGACAGCUACGAGAGCGGCGUGGAGAGGGGGUUGUAUCCAGAAAUCCCAGAAGGCUCCAAGCUGGACUUUUCUGCUCUCAAAGAAGAGGGCGAGUGGCUUCUCUUGUUCAAUUACCUCAUCCCAUUCUCUGAGCUGCUCAACCAAUCAGGAGAAGCGUUAGAUUGUGAAGGGGGAGGAGCCAGAGUGAACAUUAAGACUGAACAGAUCUGUAAGUUCCUCGUGUCUCUCAGUAAAGACUUCAGUUCGUACUACAACAGAGUGCACGUGCUCGGGGAGCCAUUGCCUCAUCUCUUCAACCAGAUGUUGUGUCGUCUGUAUCUGUUAAGAGCGUUGAGGGAACUGUACCACAGCGCUCUGGAGACCCUCAACCUUCCCCCCAUCAGGCAGCUAUAGCUUCAACAGAAUGCCCUCAUCCUUCACAGUUAGCUUCACCUGCACCCCCACCCACCAACACACUCGCUAACGAGUUAGCUCAACAGCUGACGCACGCUCACCGUUACAGUUAUUUAUAAGAUUUCACCCGAACACUUUGUUUUUGACUAUAACUAAAUAUUGAUGUCUACUUAUUUUUAUCAUAUACAUGCUCUAACCGAUCUUAAUUAAAAAUUUCUUAUUUAUUCUUUAAUUUGAGCAGAUUUUUUUCUAUUUAAUGUUUUUAAAGGAGUAGUUUGACGUUUUACUUAUGCCAGAAGAGUGUAGUUACAGUAGUCCCUCAUUUAUCAUGAGGGUUACCCAGACCCCGGGAC
Molecule: messenger RNA, 2264 nt
Organism: Nematolebias whitei (Rio pearlfish)
Lineage: Eukaryota; Metazoa; Chordata; Actinopteri; Cyprinodontiformes; Rivulidae
Gene: dalrd3
Product: DALR anticodon binding domain containing 3
Exons: 13
Coding region: 184-1911 (575 amino acids)
Biological process (GO): tRNA C3-cytosine methylation; arginyl-tRNA aminoacylation
Molecular function (GO): tRNA binding; ATP binding; arginine-tRNA ligase activity
Source: RefSeq, a predicted model, not a curated record